UCUCUUACUUUGCAGCCCCACCUCUGUUCAUUCUUGAUUUGGCUCCACCCUCUUCAUCCGUCCUAACGGGGCUUUUCUUCCAGAUUCCCAACCCCCAAAUCGGCUAGUUCUUUUCUGACUUCUCAUCACCAGGUUCCUGGGCACUCUUAUCCUACCCUUUUUGGAUUGUUGAAAUCAGGAAGGAAGCAGCAGGACGGGUCCCUAGAUCCCUUACUUCAAGAGAAACUUUAGCUACUUAAAGCAACAAAGAAACAAAGUGUGGUAUGUGACACCAAUGGACUUUCCACCUCUACCAAAAGGUGCUUUGCUUCCUGAAGAUGUUUGAUAUAGAAAUCACUUCCAAAGAGGUGAUCUUCUCUCUUUUAACUUUGGCAAUAGUUUUUGUUUUUAUAAGAGCCCUAGGAAACAGGAACAAAAAGCAUAUGUCUCCUCCAGGCCCAUGGCCAUUCCCCAUCAUAGGUAAUCUUCUUCAGCUUGGAGAUCAUCCUUAUCUUACAUUUAUGGAGAUGAGGAAGAAAUAUGGUGAUGUAUUUCUUAUCAAACUGGGUAUGGUCCCUGUGGUUGUGGUGAAUGGUGCAGAAAUGGUGAAGAAAGGCUUGCUCAAAGAUGGAGAGAAUUUUGCUGGCAGACCCCAUAUGCAUACAUUUUCUUUCUUUGCUGAGGGCAAAAGUCUUUCAUUUUCGGUGAACUAUGGAGAGAGUUGGAAGCUCCACAAGAAAAUUGCCAUAAAUGCCUUAAGAGCCUUUUCCAAAGCAGAAGCAAAGUCUUCUACCUGCUCUUCCAUCCUAGAGGAACAUGUCACUGAAGAAGUUUCUGAAUUGGUGAAAGUCUUCAAAAAACUGUCUUCAAAGCAAGGCAGCUUUGACCCUAAGAAUCCCAUUACUUCUGCUGUUGCUAAUGUUGUCUGUGCCUUAUGCUUUGGUAAAAGGUAUGACCACUUUGAUGAAGAAUUUCUCAGAGUGAUUAAAACAAAUGAAGAAUUUCUGAAAGCCUCCAAUGCAGCCAAUCCAGCUGAUUUUAUCCCAUGUUUUCGCUACCUCCCAUUGAGUGUUAUAAAUGCUCCCCGUGAGUUUUAUCAUCAACUAAAUCAGUUUGUUAAACAGCAUGUACAAGAUCAUAUUACCACAUAUGAUAAGAAUCAUCUCAGAGAUAUCACUGAUGCUCUAGUUAGUAUAUGUCAUGACAAAAGUACUACAACAAAGGCUGCUUCCUUAAGUGACAAUGAAAUCAUAAAUACGGUGUGUGACAUUUUUGGAGCUGGAUUUGAAACAGUAUCAGCAUUUUUAAAUUGGAGCUUUCUCUACUUGAUUUACUAUCCAGAAGUACAAACAAAAAUCCAUGAAGAAAUUGAUGAAAAUAUUGGUCUUAAACCACCCAGAUUUGAAGACAGAAAGAAUUUACCCUACACGGAAGCUUUUAUAAAUGAACUCUUCAGACAUACCACAUUCAUUCCACUCACUAUCCCUCACUGUGCUACUACAGAUACUACUCUAAAUGGAUAUUUCAUUCCUCAGAAAACCUGUGUGUUUUUUAAUAUGUAUCAAGUAAACCAUGAUGAAACUGUUUGGGAGAAUCCUGAUUCAUUCCAACCUGAGAGAUUUCUAAAUGAAAGCGGCAAGCUGAAUAAAAGUGUGGUUGAGAAAGUUUUAAUUUUUGGGAUGGGCAUUAGGAAGUGCUUGGGAGAAGAUGUUGCUAGAAAUGAGAUUUUUGUUUUUAUUGCCAGUAUCUUGCAGCAGCUAAAGUUGAAGAAAUGUCCAGGAGCCCAACUAGAUUUGACACCUGCAUAUGGAUUAGUUAUGAAGAACAAACCUUUUCAACUCAUAGUAGAGCCUCGUAUCCUGGAGAAUUCUUAACAGUUUUCAACUGAAUUAAAAGAUUCUAUAAGAUAAUUCAGAAAAAAAUUCCCUGGAUAUAACAUACCAAAGUAAUUUGAAGAUGAAAUAAUUUAAUCCACAAGCUUUCCUAUCAGUUUCAUUUAAGGCUCUUUAUCUCUUUGUGGGAGAUCCAAUAGUGUAAGGAAUAGUUCCCCAAGAAGUUUAAAAUCAUAAUAGGAAAAUGAAGACUUAGUCAUAUAAACCACUUAGAAAACUGUGUAAAUAUAUCCUUGACCUCAUGCCCAGAUGUGUGGGCUAAGUGAUAAGGAUUAAAGAAAGUCAAAAAAAGGAAGUAAUUUAAACAGAACAGAAUAAGCAGAGAAAGUUUCCAGGACAAGGUGAGUUAAGAUUUCAAGAGUAGAGGGACCUGUAUGUGCAAAAAUAUUUGUGGCAGCCCUCUUUAUAGUGGCUAGAAACUGGAAACUGAGUGGAUGCCCAUCAAUUGGAGAAUGGCUGAAUAAAAGGUGGUUAUGAAUGUUAUGGAAUAUUAUUGUUCUGUAAGAAAUGAUCAAUAGGGUGAUUUCACAAAGGCCUGGAGAGACUUAUAUGAACUGAUGCUGAGUGACAAGAGCAGGACCAGGAAGGAGAUCAUUAUAUACUUCAAUAACAAUACGAUAUAAUGAUCAAUUCUGAUGGACGUGGCCCUCUUCAACAAUGAGAUGAACCAAAUCAGUUCCAUUUGUUCAAUAAUGAACAGAACCAGUUACACCCAGUGAAAGAAUUCUGGGAAAUGAGUAUGAACCACUACAUAGCAUUUCCAAUCCCUUUGUUUUUGUCUGUUUGCAUUUUUGAUUUUCUUCACUGGUUAAUUGUACAUCAUUUCAAAAUCCAAUUCUUCUUGUGCGGCAAAAUGACUGUAUGAAUAUACAGACAUAUAUUGUAUGUACGUAUACAUAUAUUGCAUUUAACAUAUAUUUUAACAUAUUUAACAUGUAUUGGUCUACCUCCCAUAUGGAGGAGGAGAUGGGGGGAAGGAGGGGAAAAAUUGGAACAAAGGGUUUUGCAGUUGUCAAUGCUGAAAAAUUACCCAUGCAUAUAUCUUGUAAAUAAAAAGCUAUAAUAAUAAUAAUAAAAGAUUUCAAAAGUAGGCAUCAAAAUUGCACAUAGUAGCAACAAUAUUAUGUGAUGAUUAAUUAUGAUAGACCUAAAUCUAUCUUCUCAGCAACACAAUGAUCCAAAAAAAUUCCAUGGGAUAGAAAAUGCUCUCUGCAUCCAGAGAAAACUAUGAAGACUGAAUGCUGAUUGCAGCACACUAUUUUCACCUUUCCUUUUGGUUUUGCUUUUUUUUCUCAUGAUUUUUCCCUUUUGUUUUGAUUUUUCUUUUAUAACAUAGCUAAUAUGGAAACAUGUUUAAAAUGAUUAUUCAUGUAUAACCUAUAUCAGAUUUCUUGCUGUUUUGGGAAAAGAGAAGGAAAAAAAGGAGAGAGAAAAAAAUUGGAACUCAAAAUUUUACAAAAAUGUAAAUUGAAAAUUAUCUUUACAUGUAAUUGGAAAAAAUACUAUUGAAAAUAUAUAAAAAAGAAGAUCCAUCAGACAAUGGAAAAUGGGAAAAUGAUAUUUUUAGUUGGAGAACGUCAUUCAAAAUCAUUUUAAAAUGAUUGAAAAAUAAAAAUAAAUAAAAUAA
Molecule: messenger RNA, 3498 nt
Organism: Antechinus flavipes (yellow-footed antechinus)
Lineage: Eukaryota; Metazoa; Chordata; Mammalia; Dasyuromorphia; Dasyuridae
Product: cytochrome P450 1A1-like
Exons: 9
Coding region: 318-1853 (511 amino acids)
Biological process (GO): hormone biosynthetic process; progesterone metabolic process
Molecular function (GO): iron ion binding; oxidoreductase activity, acting on paired donors, with incorporation or reduction of molecular oxygen, reduced flavin or flavoprotein as one donor, and incorporation of one atom of oxygen; heme binding
Source: RefSeq, a predicted model, not a curated record